AUGCUUUUGUCAAGAAUAGAAGUAGCAGGAAUGGUAUCUGAGAUCCGUCGGGAGGUGAUUAGUUUUUUCUCCAAUCAUUUUAAAGAACCUCUUGUUGAUCAACCCAAUUUAGAUGUGGUUGUCUUCCACACGUUUUCUAGUGAGGAUAGUGUCACUCUUACCACUCCUUUUAUUCUCAUUGAAAUCAAUCAGACAGUUGCUCAUUGUGAAGGUAAUAAGAGUUUUGGACCGGAUGGGUUCAAUAUCUUAAUUUUUUAUAUGAUUUUAACACCUUCUUAA
Molecule: messenger RNA, 279 nt
Organism: Vicia faba (fava bean)
Lineage: Eukaryota; Viridiplantae; Streptophyta; Magnoliopsida; Fabales; Fabaceae
Source: the annotation of a GenBank genome assembly